GACCGAGUCAGUCGUAACGUGUUCUCUCCCUUGUUGACAGAUGAGUAUUGAAUGUGGCAUGCUUGUCAUUGAAGGUACAUGCACCCCAGUCUGUGUCUGCUAAGCAUGGUGGCCUGUAGCAUGCGCCUAUGGGCUAUGAUGUACAUAUGUUGCUUGGCGCUGCAUGCGAUUUCAUCACCGUCAGAUCGGAAACACUUCUGAAACCGCUUGUCUCAUUCGUUUGUCCUUUACCUGUCUGCUACCCAUAUCAUACCUUUCUACCCGGGCAAACAUUUAUUUUCUGUCAAAAUACAGCAUGAACAAGAACAGGCGCGUAUAAGAAAUCGACGAGACGGUGAUGACAGUUUCAGAAGUUUCCAUAUAUAAUUGACAAAAAUGGAUGCAGACAAACAACUAAAGACGCUGAAGCAGACCCGUGCAAGGAAGCUGGGAACACUGACUAGGACAAGACGGAGAGCAUUCAUUCUGAUAGAAGCCAAGGGAAGCCGCACUGAGUUGACAAAGAUACUGAAAGAAUUGGACCUGACAUUCGAAGCUGUUCAAGAAGCUCAUGAUAGUUUUGCCGACCAGCUUACACAAGAAGAAGACAUCAAAACGGCAGUAAAGUACAUAGAAGAUGUCGAGAAGCAGUACUCUGAUGCUGUGGAAAGGAUAAGUGAACAUUUGGAGGCGAGAAAGGAUGAAGCACCUUCAGUUGCCUCAGCGGUGGGUCAAGUGGCUGCCAACUCUGCAGUCUCAGAGCGAUCCGAAGUAGCAAAGGCUAGAGAAGCUGAAAUACAAGAACGUAUCAAGGAGAUGGAGCUUUCCCAGAUGAAGAAACAGCUUGAAAUAGAACAACAGGAGCAAGAGCUGAAGCGCAAGCGUAUGCUGCAGGAGGCGGCAGAUGCUCGCUCACGAGCCGCGCUGGAAGCGAGUCUGCAGAAAGCAGCGCUUGACGAUCUGCAAUGGGAACGGAGGAAUGAUUUUCCGGACCUCACCGAGCAAGAUGUUCACGCGCCAAUGGCUCAUCACGAUCAAGGAAAAGAAGCACUCAUGACAGGAACCGUUCUCGAGCCUGAGGACAAGGCUUCAAGCAGACGCUGUUGCUCGGCAUCCAACAGGAACACACCGAAAGUGACAUUACCACAGUUCAGUGGCAAUUCACUGGAAUGGCCGCAGUGGUUCGGUUUGUUCUGUGCUCUCGUGGACAGUCAGGACGGACUCUCUGAUACUGAAAAAAUGGUGCAUCUCCAGGCAUCAGUUAUUGGACUGGCAAAGAAGACCAUAGCGGGAUUCAUGUACAGCCCCCACUUGUACCGCGACGCACUCAUGGUGCUGCAAGAGAGGUUUGGUCGUCAAAAGGAUAUCGUCCGUGCUCACCUCAGUACCCUGUUUGGUGCGCCGCGCAUCGGCGUCUCUAGUGCUGCUGCUCUGGAAGAAUUGUACACAAAAGUCAAUUGCACAGUGACAGUUCUCCAGAGUCUUCACUGUGACGGUGAUCUGAUGAGUCACGAAAAUCUGCAACGAGUGGUCGAGAAACUCCCCGCCGAUCUCAGAAGGGAGUGGAGCAGACAUGAGAUUGAGUCGGAACUCAGUUCACCGUCGCUAGCCACGUUCAGCAAGUGGCUUGGGGGACAGGUUAAGAUCGCCUUGAACUGCAUCGAUCCCGUCUCGCAUGUACUUGAACGGAGGACAUCGUCGAAGAGAGCUACUUUGUUGACAAGUGCUGACCACACGGCGUGCGUCUGCUGUGACGGAACUCACCACCUGGCGGAUUGCAGCAUAUUCGCCGGCUGGUCUGUGGGAAACAGAGCGCAGUUUGUGGCUGACCGUGGACUGUGCUUUGUAUGCCUGCAGCACGGUCAUCUGAUAAGGACCUGUCGCUGGGCUAAGCCAUGCGGAAAAGAAGGUUGCACCAUGCGUCAUCACGAGCUGUUGCAUGGCAGCAGUCGUGUAUUUCGAAGGCAGUGGCCUGUGGAGGAAGCUCGGCAGCAAGAUCAUGUCGUCAAAAGACAAACAUCUGCAAAUGACGCUCAAGCACCAACGCAAGUGGAGACUUCUGUUCAUCGCACGGUGGCGACUUCGUUUCCGGUUGACGAGUCCGAGACACUAUUGCAGAUAGUGCCAGUUCGUAUCCACGGCGAGGGCAGCACGUUCGAGGACGUCUUUGCUCUGCUCGACCCUGGGUCGCAGACCUCACUCUGUGCUGCCGAUGUGCUGACAUCCUUGAAUAUCACAGGAACACCGAGUGAUCUUUGUCUCCAGAACGUUGAAGGCAGUGGAAGCCCUCAGAGCUCACAGAAGGUAAAGCUCCUAGUGAGCCCUCGAAGUGGUGAUCAAGUACCGAUAGAAGUGUCCGAGGCCUUCUCAGUUCCCAGACUAAACGUGAAGCCACCGCAGAUAUCUGCUAACCAGAGAUGCAGGUGGGAGCAUACAUUGGACUUGGACAUUCCGGACUACAGGGGAGUGGAGAUCAAACUGCUCUUAGGUGCAAAUGUCAUCGAAGCCGUCAUUCAACAGGAGGUGAGAAUCGGCAGACCUGGUCAACCAGUAGCAGUAAGAACUGCGUUUGGGUGGACAUUGACUGGCACGGUCAAGGGUCUGGUCCCAGGACAACUCCGGCACGUCAUGUUCAUCAGGAAAGCCCCAGUGGAACACGACCUCACGUCUGCGAUCGAAGACUGGUGGAAAACUGAGUCGUUCGGGGUGAAGAUACAUCAGCCUCUAGCAAGGUCUGUUGAGGAAGAUCGCGCUGAGAAGAUCAUGAAGGAGACUACAAAAAUGGUAGAAGCAGGAAGAUAUGAAACAGGCCUCCUGUGGAAAAAGAGUGGUGCAAGACUUCCGGACAAUCGGAGCAUGGCUCUCCGCCGGUUGCAACAGCUGGAGAAAGGGCUACUUCGUCAGCCGGAGAAAGCAGACAAGUAUCAGAAGAUCAUAGACGGAUAUCUGGAUCAGGGGUUUGCCAGAAGAAUCCCUGAAGAAGAGCUACUGAAGUAUCAUCCGAGGCGAUGGUAA
Molecule: messenger RNA, 2994 nt
Organism: Amphibalanus amphitrite
Lineage: Eukaryota; Metazoa; Arthropoda; Thecostraca; Balanomorpha; Balanidae
Exons: 2
Coding region: 376-2994 (872 amino acids)
Source: RefSeq, a predicted model, not a curated record